This is a messenger RNA of Eimeria necatrix, 1056 nucleotides long. RefSeq lists its product as hypothetical. NCBI's taxonomy places the organism in Eukaryota, Apicomplexa, Conoidasida, Eucoccidiorida, Eimeriidae. The coding region runs from base 1 to 1056 and encodes 351 amino acids. The record is from RefSeq and is a predicted model, not a curated record. The transcript is spliced from 2 exons.
AUGUCCGAACCGGUGAUCUCGCGGGCGGUGCUGAACAGGCUGAAAGCCCCCAGCGAGUUGGCCUUUGCGGAGCGCAUUCUUGAAAUGGUUGCGUCAGCUGCUGAGCCUUUAGAGAUCGCAGCUUCUCUGGCUUGCAAUAUGACUGACACGAUGCCUGAAACUGCGAGCACUUCGGCCCGAGAGGCCUUCUUAGCAGCAGCUGCUAUGUCCGCCCCACGGGCUAAGUACGCCCAGGCAAGCCAUGAACUGGCGCGUUCUCUCCCUGUGUGCGUUAAUAAGAAAGCAGCAGUUGCUGCUCGCACCCUGCGAGACCUACGAUGUGAGUUCAAGCGCUUCAGUGACCUCCACGUAGAUGGACGCCUACUGCCCCUGUCGGUCUUCAUCGCGGCCCUCGAGCUACCGCCUUUCGAGCAGCUCCAACGCCGCAAAUUCCACUUCACGCCCGAAUUAGUACGCCUUAGAAAUGAAAUGAUCAAAGAAUAUCUCCGAAUAAAGCAGGCCAUAGUCCUGCAGCCACGCUGCGCUUCGGAGGGCCCGAUCAAAUGCAAUGCCCUUGGCCUCACAGACGGCGGCAGCAACAACGGCCUUUCCAAUAGGGUAACAGCAGCAAACAGAUUCUGGUGGGAGUCGAAGUUGUGCCAGCGGAGCUCCUUGGUCACUCGCUGGGAGGCGUUCGAGCGCCGUUGGCUUCAAGAGAAGGAUGGCCACGCCGUUAUAGCUCUACAGCCACUUGUAGGAGCAGUAUCUGCUGCGCAGGCCGUAUUGCAGAGCUGCAAGAAGCAGCUGGUGCUACCGGAGCCAUCAGCUUCAAUGCAACGCGUGUGCACCUACAGAGCCUUACAGGCAUUUUGCAGCAGCAUUUCUACCCUAGCGCGUGAGCUGCUGCCAGUAGAAUCCAGCUGUUUGUUCCUUGAGGCCAGCACGGUCAUCCUCGCUGCCUCCAUAGCUGAAGAGGCCGCACGCAGCGCCGCAGAGAGGGCCUUGGAAAGGCGUAGCCCGCAAGUGGACAGUAACUCGCUCCUUCAAAGCCAGUCUGUGAGCCACCAUGAGAGCUGA